AUGCCUUACGCACUUCCAGAAUCCCAUAAGCAAUUGGUCGAAGGCCAUUUGAAAGACACCGAUGCUGAUGUCUACAACAUCAUCCAAGAUGAAAUCGAUAGACAAAGACACUCUAUUGUGUUGAUUGCUUCUGAAAACUUUACAACCACUGCUGUUUUCGAUGCUUUGGGAACCCCAAUGUGUAACAAGUACUCUGAAGGUUACCCUGGUGCCAGGUACUAUGGUGGUAACGAACAUAUUGACAAGAUGGAAUUGUUAUGUCAAGAACGUGCCUUGAAGGCCUUUGGUGUUACUGCCGAUAAAUGGGGGGUCAAUGUUCAAACAUUGAGUGGUUCUCCUGCUAACUUGCAAGUUUACCAAGCCAUCAUGAAGCCUCAUGAAAGAUUAAUGGGUUUGGAUUUACCUCAUGGUGGUCACUUGUCUCAUGGUUACCAAACUGAUAGUAGAAAGAUCUCUGCUGUUUCCACUUACUUUGAAACCAUGCCUUACAGAGUCGACUUGGAAACUGGUUUGAUUGACUACGACAUGUUGGAAAAGACUGCUGUUUUGUUCAGACCAAAGGUCAUUGUUGCUGGUACUUCUGCUUACUGUAGAUUGAUUGAUUACAAGAGAUUCAGAGAAAUUGCAGACAAGGUUGGUGCUUAUUUGGUUGUUGAUAUGGCUCACAUCUCCGGUUUAAUUGCAGCAGGUGUGAUUCCAUCUCCAUUUGAAUAUGCCGAUAUUGUCACCACCACUACCCACAAGUCCUUGAGAGGUCCAAGAGGUGCCAUGAUCUUCUUCAGAAGAGGUGUCAGAUCUGUCAACCCCAAGACUGGCCAAGAAGUUCUUUACGACUUGGAAAACCCUAUCAACUUUUCUGUUUUCCCUGGUCACCAAGGUGGUCCUCAUAACCAUACCAUUGCUGCUUUGGCCACUGCUUUGAAACAAGCUGCUUCUCCAGAAUUCAGACAAUACCAAGAACAAGUUUUGAAGAAUGCUAAGGCUUUGGAAUCGGAAUUCAAGGCUAAGGGUUACACCAUGGUUUCUGACGGUACUGACUCUCACAUGGUUUUGUUAUCUUUGAAGGAUAAGGGUAUUGAUGGUGCUAGAGUUGAAACCAUCUGUGAUCAAAUCAAUGUUGCCUUGAAUAAGAACUCUAUCCCCGGUGACAAGUCUGCUUUGGUUCCAGGUGGUAUCAGACUUGGUGCUCCAGCCAUGACCACCAGAGGGUUGGGUGAAGAGGAUUUCAAGAGAAUUGUUGGUUACAUUGACUUUGCUGUUAACUACGCAAAGGAAAUCCAAGCUGGUUUACCAAAGGAAGCUAACAAGUUGAAGGACUUUAAGAACUAUGUUGCUUCUCACCCUGAUGACCGUUUGACAAAGGUCAAGGAAGAAAUCUACAACUGGGCUGGUGAAUUCCCAUUGUCUGUUUAA
This is a messenger RNA of Lizanozyma spartinae, 1413 nucleotides long. RefSeq names its product glycine hydroxymethyltransferase (gene SHM2). Gene Ontology annotation, molecular function: cobalt ion binding; serine binding; pyridoxal phosphate binding. Gene Ontology annotation, cellular component: cytoplasm. Gene Ontology annotation, biological process: L-serine catabolic process; tetrahydrofolate interconversion; folic acid metabolic process. The transcript has a single exon. The coding region runs from base 1 to 1413 and encodes 470 amino acids. NCBI's taxonomy places the organism in Eukaryota, Fungi, Ascomycota, Pichiomycetes, Serinales, Debaryomycetaceae. The record is from RefSeq and is a predicted model, not a curated record.